AUGGUACAAAAUAGUAUUAACUUUAUUGAAAAUCAUAGCACAGCAGCUGAAUUACAUGUACAAACAGAAACAAUUGACUAUAGAGAACCCCCACCACCAUAUUCAGUUUUUCCUAAUAAUGACUCUUCAAUUGUCAGUCAACCAACCAUACAUCAAACGAUUAUAGUGCAAACACCUCUGCAAGAUAAGCCAACUUUCUACAACUGUAAUAACUGUAGAGAAAGGGUUCUGACCAAAGUUGAAAAAGUUAACACAAGGAAAACACAUAUGUUAGCUGGAUUUAUAUGUGGUUUAACAUGCUAUAUGGGACUUGUAGUCUGAAGCAAUCUGACGCAAUCUUCCAUUUUCCGUCAACAGCUACAAUAAGGAAUGUUUGUUGAAAAGGUUUCUUUGUCUCGUCAUUUUGGUACACGACAUCGCCACAAGCCUGGAUAAGAUAGGUGAGUUUAUUGGAGACUAGAUUUUCUGAUAUUGGCUGAGCAUCCAAUGUUUUUAAAACGUGGGUGCUAGCCGGUAAGUCCAUGAGGAAUUUUUGAAUUUUAUCACUGCCGUUUAUUCCGUUUCCAUUCCACACCAAUAGACCAGUGUCUAAAUACAACUUCGAAGUUAGAUGUCGACUAUUAUCUACUUGUUUAUAAAAUACUCUAGUAAAUUCUUCAGCUGUUUCACAUGCAUUGUCAAUAUUUUUCACGACGACUUCCGACAU
Messenger RNA from Diatraea saccharalis (sugarcane borer), 706 nucleotides. The record is from the annotation of a GenBank genome assembly. NCBI's taxonomy places the organism in Eukaryota, Metazoa, Arthropoda, Insecta, Lepidoptera, Crambidae.